Molecule: messenger RNA, 360 nt
Organism: Trametes versicolor FP-101664 SS1
Lineage: Eukaryota; Fungi; Basidiomycota; Agaricomycetes; Polyporales; Polyporaceae
Exons: 2
Coding region: 1-360 (119 amino acids)
Source: RefSeq, a predicted model, not a curated record
AUGCAAACUCUCGACGAGGCACUGCACAAGCCGACCGAGGAAGAGCAACUGCAGGAGACGGAGCGCGAAAACGCGGCGAUACGCAUCCAGAAGGCAUGGCGAAAGCGGAUGCGCAAGCGUUACCUGGGCGCGGACUUCCUCUGGAAAGACCUUGCCAUACACGCCCGGAUGCAGGUUGACAGAGAUGCCGCCGGCGAAGGGAAGAACACGAGCCGCGACCGUUGGCGACGAGGCAUCUUCCUGGCUACGCGCCUCCAGGACGGGGACGACAUGCUCAGGAAGGGUGAAGGUAGCACUCAUCCCGACGCGGCAAGGAAACACCUGGAAACACAACAUUGGUUGGAGUUCAUCGACGGGUGA